AUGUCGAGAACACCUGCAGGGGGUGCAGGAGGAGAUGAAGAGAUCGGCCUGUGCUCGACCUGCCAGACAGCCUGCUCAUGGUGCUACAAUGCCUUGUUCAAAGGGCCUGUGGCAGAUCCGAAAGCCAACGGCUCGACAUUCCACGACCUCAAGUCGAACGUACCGGAGCCCUUGAGCAUGUCGGACGACCGUGACAAGGCAGAGAUCCUGAUGAACGAGUCAGGGCUGACAGUCGGGGAUCGAGUGCGGCUUAUAGGGUGGAGGCCCAUCGCCGACGACGUGGGAAACGUGGAUUUUGUCAAUGAAAUUUCAGAGCCUGUGGGAACGAUCUUGAAGUUCCUCAUGAGCAAGUCCGGGCCGCUCGUGAGCGUCAAGUUGGACCUGAACGAGAUAACGGUCAAGGUUGGGAGGGAAUAUGUUGAGAAGAUUGAAAAGGUACAAGAGGCUGAGAGACCUGAUAACAUUUCAUCCAACAAUGCCGGCAACGUCGCUGAGAAGUGGAGGAGGAGGCUUCCAAACAACUCGAUGCCGCGGCACCUCCAAACUCCAGCAGAGGAAGAGGAGGAGAAGGCGGCAAAUGAUCAGCAUGACUCGAAAGGAAAUCGGAACAGCUUCCCUCGGUCCAAGAGCAACGUCAACAGCGCCUUCUCGAGAGACAUGAACUUCCGGACGGAGUCUGCAGAGAGUUCGAGGAAUGCAGACAACGGAAAUCACAAGCCGUCAUCGUCCGAGAAGAAGAAGAAAGAGCGACAAGAGAACCCUGCAUUUGACGCGAGUGGUCCGAACAAGGGGGUUAACCAGCCGGACAGCGAGGCGUUCUGGGAGCGAGAGGACGGAAAGAAACGACAUUCGCCGAACAGUCCCCACAACGCCAAGAACAUGUUCAAGGACGAAGACUCUGACUUGUCCGACGAUGUGUUCGACAAGACGUCCAGCGACAAGUCCGGGCGCCAUCGCCAUCGCCAUCGCCACCGUCACCGCCAUGAGGAGCAGGAGAAGAAGCACACAAGGCCGCACGUCGGAAGGACUCACAGCGCGGACGAGUACGAAGAAAGCUCCGACGAGCAGGCGGAUAAUCGCCAUAGAGAGAGAAGAGACAGUGUGGAGGAAGUCGUGGAAGGUGUUGAUUACUUCACAAUCCUGGGCGUCAAGAUCGAGAGCACUGAUGAUGAAGUCAAGAAGGCAUAUCGCAAGCUCGCUCUCAAAUUCCAUCCUGACAAGAAUGCGGGAGAUCCUACAGCAGCAGAGAAAUUCGCGCUCAUCAACGAGGCCUACCGCGUGCUGUCAGACCCAACACUGCGCAACGAGUAUAUGUCAUGA
This is a messenger RNA of Guillardia theta CCMP2712, 1320 nucleotides long. RefSeq lists its product as hypothetical. The transcript is spliced from 17 exons. The record is from RefSeq and is a predicted model, not a curated record. Bases 1 to 1320 code for a protein of 439 amino acids. NCBI's taxonomy places the organism in Eukaryota, Cryptophyceae, Pyrenomonadales, Geminigeraceae.